Messenger RNA from Colletotrichum navitas, 3630 nucleotides. Its product is annotated as muts domain V. Gene Ontology annotation, biological process: mismatch repair. Gene Ontology annotation, molecular function: ATP-dependent DNA damage sensor activity; ATP binding; mismatched DNA binding. NCBI's taxonomy places the organism in Eukaryota, Fungi, Ascomycota, Sordariomycetes, Glomerellales, Glomerellaceae. Gene Ontology annotation, cellular component: nucleus; MutSalpha complex. The coding region runs from base 1 to 3630 and encodes 1209 amino acids. The record is from RefSeq and is a predicted model, not a curated record. The transcript has 5 exons.
AUGGGAGAGAGAUCUUCUCCGGCCGUACGCACACCGGCCAAAACCCCGUCAACACUCAAGCGCCAACCAUCGUCAUCGGCCGGGACCCAAAAGACCAUUGUGCAGUUCUUCUCCAAGCCUGCCAGUGCCUCCUCUCGCUCCACCUCCAAGCCUGCGACUUCGGCCCCUGAUUCUUCUCCCUGCUUGAGAGAGUCGGCACGAACAAAUACUCUUCAUAGACCACCGCAGCCCUCGAGCACGACUCCUGUGCCGAGCAGCGAUGCCAUUGAGCCCGCGAGCUCACAGGAGAAUAUGGUCACUUCCGCUGUCAAGAUCACUUCGCAGGCUACCAAUUUGAGACCACCUCUUCCAUCCUCAAGUCCGACUCGAAAGUCCAGAAAGCCAAUCAACUAUGCCGAACCCUCCGACGAUGAGGACGACGAUCCUUUUGUUCGUCUUCGAGCAUCAGGCACCCGCCGCCGGACCAAGACGCCGGCUACCAUUGUUGACGACGGCGAUGACUAUGAGGACGCUGGGAGCAAUGGCCCAGUCGAUGAAGAUGAUGACAUGCUUGACUUCGUUGUUAGUGACGAGUCGGAUGCACCUUCGCAAUCGAAGAAGCGUAAGCGCCGCGAGCAGACAAAGACAACGCAGCCCCGGAAGAAAUCGAAUGUAUCUUCUCCAGCCAAGGAAGAGCAAUAUGAUGAUGACGACAUUGACGAAGCCAUGCUUGCUAUCCCAACUACCUCGACCGCUCAACAGUGGCGUUACGACCCAGACAGCGUGGCUCAGGCCGGAACCCGGACCGCUUCUAAGCCAACAGCCCGUCGUCAUACGACACUCAAAGGCAAAGAGAAGGCACAUCUGAAGGAGCCCGAGGACAGGUAUCCUUGGCUAGCCAAUAUCAUUGACAUCAACAAGAAGCCUCCAGGCGAUCCGGACUACGACCCCUCCACUGUAUAUAUACCUCCCAUGGCGUGGAACAAGUUCUCUCCUUUCGAGAAGCAGUAUUGGGAGAUCAAACAAAAGCUGUGGGACACCGUCGUCUUCUUCAAGAAGGGCAAGUUCUAUGAACUCUACGAGAAUGACGCCACAAUCGGUCAUCAGCUCUUUGACCUGAAGCUUACAGACCGUGUUAAUAUGCGCAUGGUUGGCGUCCCAGAGAGCUCUCUCGACAUGUGGGUCAAUCAGUUCGUCGCCAAAGGCUACAAAGUCGCCCGAGUUGAUCAGAUGGAGUCCGCUCUUGGCAAAGAAAUGAGAGAGAGGGACGACGCCUCGGCCAAGAACAAGAAAGUCGACAAAAUCAUCCGCCGAGAGCUGGCUUGCAUCUUGACCGGCGGUACCCUCGUUGAUGGAAGCAUGUUGCAGGACGAUCUGGCCACAUACUGUGCCUCUAUAAAGGAGUCGACCAUCGACGACAUGCCUGCGUUCGGCAUAACAUUUGUGGAUUGCGCGACUGGUCAAUUCUUCAUCUCAGAGUUUGAGGAUGAUGUUGAUCUGACCAAAUUCGAGACGUUUGUCGCCCAAAUCAGCCCGAGAGAGCUUAUCCUGGAAAAGUCCCGCAUUUCGACAAAGGCGCUUCGGAUACUCAAGAACAAUACAUCGCCCAUGACCAUUUGGAACUACCUCAAAUCAGGCAGUGAGUUCUGGGACGCCGAUACUACUCGCCGGGAGCUAGACAGCAGCGACUACUUUGUCACGGAAGAUGGCCCUGACGAGGCUUGGCCUGAGACGCUGGCCCAAGCCAGGGACAAGGAUCUGCUCAUGUCUGCAUUUGGUGCCUUGGUUCAAUACCUCAGAGUAUUGAAACUGGAGGGUGACCUGCUUUCGCAGGGUAACUUUGAGUGGUACACCCCCAUUCAGCGUAAUGGUACGCUUAUCCUCGACGGCCAGACUCUCAUCAACUUGGAGGUUUUCUCCAACACAGUGAACGGGGGGCCUGAAGGCACCCUCUUCACCCUUCUCAACCGUUGUGUCACCCCAUUCGGCAAACGGUUGUUUCGCCAGUGGGUAUGCCAUCCUCUAUGCGACAUCAAGAAGAUCAACGAGCGGCUGGAUGCCGUCGACAUGCUCAACUCCGACAGAGGCGUACGAGAGCAGUUCACCUCUCAAAUGACGAAGAUGCCGGACUUGGAGCGCCUCAUUUCCAGAAUACAUGCCGCUUCUUGCAAGCCGGAGGACUUCGUACGCGUCCUGGAGGGAUUUGAACAGAUCGAGUACACCAUGAGUCUUCUGGGUUCGUUUGGUGGCGGCAAUGGUCUUGUUGACCGGCUUCUCGCUUCCAUGCCCAAUCUUAGCGAACCUUUGUCCUACUGGAAGACGGCGUUCGAUCGGAAGAAGGCCAGGGACGAAAGAAUUUUUAUCCCUGAACGAAGCAUUGAGCAAGACUUUGACAACAGCCAAGAUCGCAUCGAAGAUAUCAAACAAGAGUUGCAGGCGCUUCUUGGGAAGAAGAAAUCGGAACUGAAGUGCAAGACACUGAAGUUCACCGACGUAGGCAAGGAAAUCUACCAGAUCGAAGCCCCAAAGGCCGUGAAGGUGCCAAGCAGCUGGCGUCAAAUGUCGGCAACUUCAAGUGUCAAGCGAUACUACUUCGAAGAGCUCACAGAACUGGUGCGCCAGCUGCAGGAGGCGGAGGAAACUCACUCCCAGAUCGUGAAGGAGGUUGCCGAGCGGUUCUUCCGGCGCUUUGAUGCAGACUAUGAGACGUGGUCGCAGUCGAUAAGGAUCAUUUCACAGCUUGACUGUCUUAUUAGUCUUGCAAAGGCGUCGUCCUCGCUGGGUGAGCCGAGCUGUCGGCCUCAAUUCAUCGACCAGGAACGCAGUGUUGUCGAGUUCGAGGAGCUGCGUCAUCCCUGCAUGCUGAAUGCUGUGGCUGAUUUCAUCCCUAACGAUGUCCAGCUUGGCGGCGGCUCUGCAAAGAUCAACCUUCUGACAGGUGCGAAUGCCGCCGGCAAGUCGACUGUAUUGCGAAUGUCCUGUAUCGCCGUCAUUAUGGCACAGAUUGGGUGCUACGUACCCGCAACUUCCGCCCUAUUGACACCUGUCGACCGAAUAAUGUCACGAUUAGGAGCCAACGACAACAUUUUCGCUUCUCAGUCGACCUUCUUUGUGGAGUUGUCGGAAACAAAGAAGAUCCUAUCAGAGGCCACGCCUCGGUCGUUGGUCAUCUUGGACGAGCUAGGGCGUGGAACCAGUUCCUACGAUGGUGUAGCGGUUGCGCAGGCAGUCUUGCAUCAUGUAGCGACACAUGUGGGCUGUGUGGGCUUCUUUGCGACUCACUACCAUUCACUCGCUGCAGAGUUUGAGAACCACCCCGAGAUUCGACCGCGCCGGAUGCAAAUCCACGUAGACGAGGAGCAACGUCGUGUGACGUUCCUCUAUAAGCUGGAAGAUGGUGUUGCCCAGGGCAGUUUCGGAAUGCACUGCGCAGCCAUGUGCGGCAUCUCCAGCCGUGUAAUUGAGCGUGCUGAGGUAGCAGCCAGGGAAUGGGAACAUACCAGCAGGCUUAAGGAGAGCUUGGAGAAGGCCAAAUCAGGUUGCUACAUUCCCCUUGGCGUUCUAAGCGACGUAUCGUCCCUGCUUAAAGGCGGCGAGGAUGUGGCAAAGCGCGGUGUCGAAGUUUUGCUCAGGACUGUUGAGGCACUUUAG